AUGACCGAAAAUCUUCAAGAGCAACUUACAGAACUCGGAUAUGAUAAAGUUGCAGAGUAUUUGAAGCAAUAUUCAUCAACGUCGAAUGCCGUUCCUUCUUUCUAUAUUCCAAUUCAAAAAACGAUUCCGGAUUUAUACGCAGCUUUAACAUCGAUUCAUGGCCUAGAAAGAUUUCAACUUAUGUAUCCUACAGUAAGCAAAAUUAAAGAACUUAAGAUUCAAGCAGAUAAAAUCGUAAGAUCUUUUGGUGAGAAAAAAAUCAAUUAUCAACAAUAUAUUCAGCUUAGGGAAUCGUCUCCAGAGAAUUUAAUGAACUUUCUUACUUCGCGUCUAUUCAUUCAAUUAAAUGGUGGAUCAAAUUCGUCUUUAUCCUAUAAUGAUUUCUUUAAUUACCUUUUCUCUGUUGCGUAUGCAGUUCCUCACAUUAAAGUUUUAUUGUCAUAUGAUCUUUCAAACUCGGGUAUAAUAUCUAUUGAAAGUUUCACUAAAUACGUUGCUCAAAUGGUUGACAGGAUAUAUUUUGUUGAAAUGUUUACAAAGAAAAAUCAUGAAUUCAAACAAUAUUAUAUUCAAUAUGUUGUAAAUGUCAUCUUUGCGCGCUUAGAUCCUCUUUUUACAAGAGUUAUUAGCAUUAAAGAUCUUAUCGAAGAUAAAAUAUACCUUCAGUUUUUAAAUUUAGAUCCAACUUUAGAGCCAGAUGACGAAGAUGAAAGUUUUAAGAGAAAUGUUUUUGGACCAAUUAACCCCAAGAGCUAUAUUGAUGUAUUUUCAAAGUUAGAUAUGGAUCAUGAUGGAAUUUUAAAGGCCGAAGAUGUAAUGCAAAUACCAGGCAUUAGAUGGUGCAGAACAUUUGCAGAAUCUCUUAUUAGCAAAGCUUCUCCGGCUCCUAACUUUGAAUGGUAUUGCAGAGCCCAAUUCUGUUAUGAUAAUAUUGGAGAACCUUGGGCAAAUGCCUUCUACUUUGAUGUUAUGGAUAUUAAUAAUGAUGGCGUUAUCACAGAAGAAGAUCUAGCUCCAAUUUAUGCAGAGGUUUCCCAAGUCCUCAAACAAGUCGUCGUAAACCCACAAAAUCCUCUGCCAUCAUUUAAGUGGAUUGUUAAUGAAAACCUUGAUUUGUAUGGAGUUACUAAUGGAGAAAUAACAAAGCAACUAUUUAUUAACACAAAGUCCACCUCUGGAUUUAUCCGUCAUCUUGUUGACAUUAGAGGUUUCAUAAAAUGGGAAGCAGAUAUUGAUAUUUUAAUGCCGAAGACAUCUUAA
Molecule: messenger RNA, 1260 nt
Organism: Trichomonas vaginalis G3
Lineage: Eukaryota; Parabasalia; Trichomonadida; Trichomonadidae
Product: positive regulation of B cell differentiation protein family
Exons: 1
Coding region: 1-1260 (419 amino acids)
Biological process (GO): microtubule cytoskeleton organization; cortical cytoskeleton organization; regulation of dephosphorylation
Cellular component (GO): spindle; centrosome
Molecular function (GO): calcium ion binding
Source: RefSeq, a predicted model, not a curated record